Messenger RNA from Hansenula ciferrii, 2520 nucleotides. RefSeq names its product linker nucleoporin NIC96 (gene NIC96). Gene Ontology annotation, biological process: poly(A)+ mRNA export from nucleus; protein import into nucleus. Bases 1 to 2520 code for a protein of 839 amino acids. Gene Ontology annotation, cellular component: nuclear pore. The record is from RefSeq and is a predicted model, not a curated record. The transcript has a single exon. NCBI's taxonomy places the organism in Eukaryota, Fungi, Ascomycota, Saccharomycetes, Phaffomycetales, Wickerhamomycetaceae. Gene Ontology annotation, molecular function: structural constituent of nuclear pore.
AUGACACAAAACGCUGAAACUGCAGUGGUUCCUGUCUCAAACGGAAAGAGAUUGUUGAAUGAAUUGCUUGAAUCCAGUCGCAGUCUUCCAUAUAGAGAUUCUGAUUUGGGAUCAAUUCAAUUAGGUAUUAAUGAAUUAAGAAAAAGAGCUCAUGAAUUGCGUAAAAACACCAUUGAAAUCAAAUCAGAAGAGAACUAUACCAAAGCUCAUUACUUAUUGGCUGGUAAAGUUUCCAUUGAUGAAGUUGCUUCAAACAUUAAAUCAUUAGAAAAUAACAACGUUCUCGAACCAAGAUCUAAGAUCAAUACUCAACAAGCUGAUCUUGAUAGUUAUUUAAGAACCAAAAAGGAUGAAAAUAUCCUAUCCGCAAUUGAACAAUCAUUGAGUGCAACUGCAAGAGAUUUUGAUAACUUCGUUAACCAAAACAUCUCAUUAGAUUGGAAACAAAGAAGGGAUGAAAUUAGAGAAUCAUUCGGAAUUGUCUUGAAUAAGCAAGCUUCACAUACUGAUUCCAAAUCACAAAAUGGUAAUGGCAAUAAGAGUAUUAGCUGGGGUAAAUCCUUCAAAUUAUCAGAAGAUAACACAUCAAAAUUAAAUGUCAAUGCCAAUUAUUCAACUCGUCGCAAAUUUGAACGUUAUGCUAAAGUCGUAAAUGAAUUAAAUAAUUCAAGACAAUUUACCAAAACUUUAGAAAAUGCCGAUUCAGAAUUUGAUUUAGCAAAUGAAUUUAUUCAAAUAUAUCAAAAUGGUUCAGAUUCUAAAUCAAGACAAUUAUAUGAAAGCUGGCAAAUUAUUGCUAAUGUAAAUAAAGGUAAUUUCAAAAGUACAAAUGAAAAAAGUUUCAAGAAUCAAGUUGUUGCUAGAUCAAGAACAUUCUUGGAACUACAGUUCUUUGAAUAUGCUGAUGCUAUUUACAAAAAAAAAGUCACUGAAAAGGGUCUUCCUACAAUUAUUAACAAAAUUAAAUCAUUCAUAGAUUCACAAAAAUUAAACGCUAAUGGUAACUUAUUAGUGGUUAAUGGUACGCCAAUUUGGGCAUUAAUUUUCUAUUUAUUACGUGCUGGUUGUCAAGAAGAAGCAUUAAAUUUAGUUUUAGAACAUCAAUCAGUAUUUAAAAAAGUUGAACAAUCAUUUGUUCCAUAUUUCAAAGCUUAUGUUAGCUCUCAAGAUAAAAGAUUACCACAACCUUUAGUUACCAAAAUACAAAAUGAAUUCAAUCAUCAUAUUAAAAAUUCUAUUGAUGGAGAUCCAUAUAGAUAUGCCGUCUAUAAGAUUUUAGGUAGAUGUCAAUUAAGUAGAAGAAACAUAUCAAAUAUUGCUUUAACCAUUGAAGAUUGGUUAUGGAUGCAUUUAAUGUUAAUAAGAGAAGAUUCACAAGUUGAUUAUGAUCCAAUUCAUGAAAAAUAUACAUUAUCAGAUUUCCAAGAAAUUAUAUUAUCAUAUGGAAAUAAUAAAUUUAGCUCAAAUUAUUUACAAGUUUUAUUACUUAGUGGAUUAUAUGAUGAAGCUGGUAAAUAUGCUUUAGAAACUGAUGAAAUGGAUGGUGUUCAUUUGAAUAUUGGAUUAGCAGCUUAUGGAUUACUUCAAAAAUCUACACAAGAAACUGUUAAUAAGACUAAAGGUGCACGUUUCAGUAAAUUAUUAGGAUCAUAUGUUGAAAGUUUCAAAUUUUCAGAUCCAAGAAUUGCAGUUGAAUAUUUGAUUUUAAUUUGUUUAUUCCCAGAUCAAAUUGAAACAUGUCAUGAAGCAUUAAGAGAAUUAGUGUUAGAAACUAGAGAAUUUGCUAUCUUACUCGGUAAGAUUAAUGCAGCAGGUGUUAGAGUCCCUGGUAAGAUUGAACAAAGAAAAUCAUUGAUAAAUCUUGAAAAUGAUUUCUUAAACAAAAUCACUGAACAAGCUGCUAUUACUGCUGAUAAAGAAGGUAGAAUUUAUGAUGGAUUAUUAUUAUAUCAAUUAUCAGAAGAAUAUGAAAUUGUUAUUUCCAUUGUUAAUAGAUUAUUAGGUGAAUUUUUAAGUAAUACAGAAUUAGAACAAUCAUUAGUUGAUGGUAAUAGUGAAACAAAUCCAAUUUUAAUUGCAGAAAAUUUCUUAAGUUUAUAUCAAGAUAUUUCAGUUAAAAAUAAAGAAAUUUGUAAAAGUUUAUUAAAAAUUGCAGAAAUUAGACAAUAUUAUCUUGAAAAAGAUUGGGAUACAACAUUGAAAAAAAUUGAAGAAUUAGAAAUCUUACCAAUUAAUCCAAAUUCAGAUUUAGGUACUACAAGAUUAAAAGCUGAAGAAUUAACAUUUUUAAAUGAAAACGUAUUGAAAAAUGUUCCAAAUUUAUUAAUUAUAACAAUGACAUGUGUUGCUCAAAAGAAUGAACAAAUUAAUUCAGGUCCAUUUAAUGGUGGUAUUAAAGAUGAUAAAUUAAAAGAAUUAAGAUUGGUUGCUAAGAAUUGUGUUAUCUUUGCAGGUAUGGUUCAAUAUAAGAUGCCUAGAGAAACAUUCAGCUUAUUGAUUGGAUUAGAAGCAUUAUUAUGA